AUGGCGCAGCGCCGUGUGCGGUUCACCGCAGCGCUCAACUCGUAUGUCCACGACCAAGGCUCGGAGGGCACGUGCUACGCUCACGCGGUGGCCACGCUUGUCGUCGACGCGCUGCGGAGGCUCGGCGUUCCUGCGCAGUCCGCGCCCCUUCGAAGUACCGUCCUCGAAGAGCUCGUAGCUCGAUUUGGGAAAGAAGGCGCGAUCGUGCCUACAGUGCUCGACUGGGCGCUCCGUACGUACGUACGCCCGCACAGCGACGAGGCCGAGUGCGAAGAGCUGGAGACCACGGACGCGGUGAUGGAGGUGCUCGAGCAGGCCGAGGGCAAGGUGGUGAUGGAUUUCCGUAUGAGCUGCUCGCAGUGGGCUCACUUCGAAGCCUUCUUCCGAGCGGAGCCGAUGGGCAUCCUCAGUGCGGGCGCGCUCGGCGACCCGCACGGUCGCAUCAGCGGCCACGCCGUCGUCAUCGAGGGCUCCGAGGACUACUCGCAUGGCGGCGCGAACGUACCGGCGCACCACUUCUGGCGCUUCAAGAACUCGUGGGGCGGGCAGCACGCCGACGCUGGCUUCUACCACGUCGCGCGCGACGCCCUUCCCGGCGUCCGAUUCUUUGCCAUCGACGUGCCGGUGCGGCACCGUCGCUUCCGCGAGCUCUUCCUGCCCGGCAGCCGCCCAGACCGCACCUUCGACCUGCGCGGCGCGCUGGCGCUCUCGAGCGACAAGGUGGGCGAGGGCUCCUUCGGCACCAUCUUCCGAGCCUCGCCCCACCCCGCUCCGGAGCCCGCAGUGCGCGAGCGCCUCCUCGCGCGCGCGGCUCGCGACGCGCUGCCCGCGAGCAUGGCGGUCAAGGCCGUCCCGCGCGCCGAUCGCGCGCACGCGCUGAUUGAGGAGAUGCGCCACCUGACGACGCUGCAGCAUCCGUGCGUGGUCAAGGUGCUCGGCUUCACCCUCGACCGCAGCGGCCGCUGGGCGCUCGUCAUGCCCCUGUACGAGCUUGGCUCGCUGUCGCACCCGCGCCCGGGCGCGCUCGUCACGCGCAGCGCCCUCCCCCGCAUCCUACACUGCGUUGCGACCGCCCUGCAGCACGUGCACGACGCCGGGUACAUCCACGGCGACGUGAAGGAGAGCAACGUGCUGCUUCACAUGGAUCGGCACGCCGGUCCGGACAAGGUGCUCUGCGGCGUCCUCGCAGAUUUCGGCAGCAUCCAGCGCAUCGACGCGCCACGCAAGCUCGCGCGCGUGGGCACGUCGGUGUUCCGCGACCCGCGCGUGCGCAGCGGCGACUACGGGAGCGAGAUCGACGUCUACGCCUUCGGCUGCGUGCUCGCCGGCACCGCCGUGCGCGUGGUGCACACGGACGCGUCCUUGCAGUCGCAGCUUGGCGAGCUCGCGGAGCGCUGCAAGGCCAGCGCCUGGCAGCAGCGCCCGGAGGCCUUUGGACUCAUGCUCGAGCUCGCGCAAAUUGUAAACCAGCAGCCCCUGCGAGGGGGGCACGUGCCCACGGACGUCCCGUCGGAUCUGGACGAGGUCGAUCGCGCGCACGUCGUCUAUGUGUCACGGGCCAAGUACCACCACCGCUCCUGCCCGAUGAUCGAGAGCUGGCACCGCUCCAGCCGCACCGAGUUCGAGAAGCAAACAUUUGAGUACGUCGCGCCGCGCGUGCGCUUCAAGCCGUGCUCCUCGUGCGCGCACCACUUCCGCUUCCGCUUCAACGUCUUCCCCCGCCCCCGCGGCGCCGUGCAAGCGUACCCCGCCUUAAACCGCCCCGCGCCGUACCCCAUGGACGACAUCGGAACCCCUCCGUGGUACGCACGGAUCCUCGAGCCCACGGGCGACGACGAUCACCCCGAGACGAUCACCCUCGGCCCGCUGCACGUGGACGACGCCUUCGAGGCGCGCGCCGAGGCGCUGCGCUACCUGUGCGAUCUGAGCGGAGCGUACAAGUGUGCGCUGCGCGACCCAACGCCGGCCGGCGACGCGGUGUGCGUCAAGAUCCGCCCCUUCUCGGUCGCCAUGGAGCGCGGCUGGCCGCUCCAGGGGGAUGCCGACCGCCCGGAUCCACACGCGGAGCGGUGGUCGGAGGACGACGACUUUAGCGACGGCGACGGGGAGUACCCGGAGCUCGCGGAGAGCACGAGCGCUCGCUGGGGCAAGCACAAGGGGACGGAGGAGGACGUGACGAGGGUAAUGACGGAGAACCAAAUCUUCUGGGGCGCGAGCCGAGUCGGCCGGAACGGCUUCGAUCUGCUGGAGGACUACAAGAGGCAUCCGGAUCGCGUGCUCAACUUCCUCCGGUCGCGAGGCGUCAGCAUCCGCUUGUGA
Messenger RNA from Emiliania huxleyi CCMP1516, 2319 nucleotides. RefSeq lists its product as hypothetical. Lineage: Eukaryota; Haptophyta; Isochrysidales; Noelaerhabdaceae. Gene Ontology annotation, molecular function: protein kinase activity; ATP binding. The coding region runs from base 1 to 2319 and encodes 772 amino acids. The transcript has 3 exons. The record is from RefSeq and is a predicted model, not a curated record. Gene Ontology annotation, biological process: protein phosphorylation.